CCUCCUCCUUCUGCCAGGGCCCAACCACACCCAGAACACUCAUUUGGUUAUUUCCUGUAAUCACACCGGCUUCAUCCUCUGACUUCUUAGUACCUUUGCCCAGACUACCCCCCUCGCCUCUCCCACCCAGUUCCUACCAUCUCUCCCAUCCUCCGGCCCCCGCCCCAGCCUCCUCCUGGAGCAUCCUCUAGCUGAGAAGAGAGGGGGGGUGCCUGCCUGGUUACCAUUCCCGCCUUUUUCCAGGAGGAAAAACUACCCCGAUAGACUGGAUUCCCAAACUUACACCCCCGGAGUCUGGCCUGCCUUCGGCAAACCCCAGUGCUAGAGCAUCAGGAUGUUGGUCAGUCUGUAUGACUGUUUUUGGAAUGACCGAUAUUGGUUCCCUAAAGAGUAUUCAUGGGCUGACUUGGAAGAUUCAGAUGGGGCCAUAUACCCUCACCCCAAGGACUUGCUAGCAGUUAUUCCAUUGACAUUUGUCUUAAUAAUUGUCAGAUACAUCAUUGAGAGGGCUGUUGGGUUGCCCCUGAGCAGACUCAUGGGUGUGCAAGAUGGCCACAGGAUCAAGGCUUCUCACAACCCCAUUCUAGAGUCCUUUUUCCAGACCCAGAGUCAGAAUCCAAAAGAGUCUCAGCUGAGUCACCUAGCCACCCAAUGCAGCCUCUCUUUGAGGGAAGUUCAACGCUGGUUUCGACGUCGGAGAAAACAGAAGCGACCAUUAUUGAGCAAGAAAUUCUCCGAAGCCUGUUGGAAAUUUAUAGUUUACUUUUCUUCUUUCUUUGGAGGCUUAUUCAUUGUCUACAAUGAGCCAUGGUUUUGGAAGUCUGAACUAUGCUGGAAUGGAUUCCCUAAACAGGCUCUGAAGCCUGCCAUAUAUUGGUGGUAUCUUCUGGAGUUUGGCGUCUACCUCUCCAUGAUGAUCACCUUAUCCUUUGAUGUAAAAAGAAAAGACUUCAAACAACAAAUCAUCCACCACUUUUCUGCCAUCAUCUUGAUCUACUUCUCUUAUUGUGCCAACUACAUACGAAUUGGGACCCUGGUGAUGUUGUCACAUGAUGUAUCUGAUGUCUUCUUGGAGGCAGGCAAGAUGACCAGUUAUGCACAGUGGAAGAAUUCAAGUACAAUUAUCUUUGUCAUCUUUACUGUGAUAUUUCUCAUUAGCCGGCUAAUCCUCCUCCCAUACAAAAUCCUCUACACUACCUACUACAGUUCCAUGGAAAACCAUAAACCCUUCUUUGGAUACUACUUCAGCAAUGGCUUGCUAAUGAUUCUUCAGGCUCUCAAUGUCUUCUGGUCAUUACUCAUCCUUCACAUGUUCUACAGACUUGUUAUUGCUGACAAGAUGCCAGACGACGUGAGAAGUGAUACAGAAGAACAGAGCACCAGUGAUGAGCAGUCAGAGACAGGACAAAAGAAGCUGGAGUCCAGAGAGAUCACAGACACUUGCAACCUUCCCCAGCCCUGGGGUGUCAGGAGGGCUGUUGUCAACCAAAAAACGUCAUCAAUCAGUUCCAGCAACAUAGCCUGGUUUGACACAGGGACCUCAGAUAAUCCAAAUUAAGGAUGAAUUCUGCAUGGCUGGUCUUCUGACUGCUUGAAGACCAAGUCAAUAUGAGACAUCUCCCAGAUUCUGAUUCAGUGUUCAGCUCCACAGGGCAAAACCAGAGCUGGCCUAGCACCCCUUACUUCUAUUUCUCCAUAUCUGCUUAUCCCCACCCAUAUUGGACUUGAGAGAAGAGAGGGAAAGACAGAAUCUCUGCAUAGAGUUAAUGAUCUUUCCCUUAAACAGCCUUUUCCCCGAGCUAAUGUCCUUGAACUGAUUGUUGAGGCCUGUCCUAUCCCCAAAGUUUUUUAAUCACACAUUCCAUUGGCAUAACAUUUUUGAUCAUAUACCUGCAAUAUGUGCAUGCUGAUUUAUCUCUAAAUCAUAUACAUGUAAUCUAUGAUAACAUUAUUUAUGUUAUACAACUUACACAAAAAUAGAAAUUAAAAAGG
Vombatus ursinus (common wombat) is the source of this 1992-nucleotide messenger RNA. Its product is annotated as ceramide synthase 4-like. NCBI's taxonomy places the organism in Eukaryota, Metazoa, Chordata, Mammalia, Diprotodontia, Vombatidae. Gene Ontology annotation, molecular function: DNA binding; sphingosine N-acyltransferase activity. Gene Ontology annotation, biological process: ceramide biosynthetic process. Gene Ontology annotation, cellular component: membrane. The record is from RefSeq and is a predicted model, not a curated record.